AUGUCUUGGUGGCAAUUUCCUUGCCGUAAAACUCAGCUCUGGCUGGAUGUAACGCUUUCUUGUGGUCAAUCAUUUCGGUGGCGUCAAGAUGCAGGUAGUGGUGAAUGGAGAAGUUGCCUUCCAGGAAGUCUAUGUGUGUGGAGGCUCAAACAAACUGUUGACGCUGUUUUAUACAAACUGGAAUCACCGAGUGAGAAAGAGAGUAUUCUUUUAGAAGAGUCAGCUCGACAAACAUUGUUUGAUUAUUUUAAUUUUGAUGUGGAUUUGGAGUCUCUCUACACGGAAUGGCAACGAGCAGACAGGAAUUUUGCGGAACAAUCAGCAAGAUUGAAAGGAGUUAGAAUGCUUCGUCAAGAUCCUACCGAAACUCUUUUCUCAUUUAUUUGUUCAUCUAAUAACAAUAUUGAACGAAUCAGUGGCAUGGUGGAGAAACUGUGUGUAACAUAUGGAGAAUACAUUCUGGAGUUUGACGGAAGACAAUAUUAUACCUUCCCUGUUCCACACGUCUUAGCAGCAGAGGGUGUUGAGGACAAACUUCGGAAGCUUGGGUUUGGCUACCGAGCAAAGUAUAUUCAUCAGACAGCGAAAGUAUUGGCAUCCAAACCAGAUGGGUGGUUAGAUGAACUCAGAAAGGCACCUUACAGAGAGGCACAUGCAGAGCUUUUAACUCUACCAGGUGUUGGAGCAAAGGUUGCUGACUGUAUCUGCUUGAUGUCACUUGACAAAAUGGAUGCCAUUCCUGUGGAUACCCACAUGUGGCAGAUUGCAGCCAGAGACUACAAACUGAAAGUGACAAACAAGUCACUUACCACAAAAGUGUACAACGAAAUAGGAGAUCAUUUCCGGAAGCUCUUUGGCCAGUACGCUGGCUGGGCUCAUUCUGUACUGUUCAGUGCUGACUUCAAGAAAUUUCAAUCCAUCCAAGUGGAAAGAAACAAAAUUGAGAGUAAUGUCCAUGUAGAGGACAGUCCUGUGCAUCAAGAAGAGGUUGAAGCUAAUUUAGUCACAAGCAAAUCGGCAGCUGCCAAAAGAAAAAGAAUCAUCUAGUGGUAA
This is a messenger RNA of Corticium candelabrum, 1053 nucleotides long. Its product is annotated as N-glycosylase/DNA lyase-like. Gene Ontology annotation, biological process: base-excision repair; base-excision repair, AP site formation; nucleotide-excision repair. The record is from RefSeq and is a predicted model, not a curated record. Bases 1 to 1047 code for a protein of 348 amino acids. The transcript has 5 exons. Gene Ontology annotation, cellular component: nucleus. Lineage: Eukaryota; Metazoa; Porifera; Homoscleromorpha; Homosclerophorida; Plakinidae. Gene Ontology annotation, molecular function: damaged DNA binding; 8-oxo-7,8-dihydroguanine DNA N-glycosylase activity.